AUGACGGCUGUGCUUGCCCACCUCGCCCGAGAUGAAGGGCUUUCACCAGCCCUGACAGGCCAGUAUCUCGGCAUCCCCGGCAUUGGCCCUCCUUCAUACAUACCCGACAAGUACAGGGAGCUCUUGCUCUCCCGCGAGCAGAACAAACACGCUCCUAUGCUUCCCGCGGCGGCUAUCGACAUGUUCAUGCAAGGUUACAAACCGGACGCAUCAGACCCUUUAUACAACGUGCUAGCUGCACCCGGCGGACAUUCUCAGCUUCCCAAGACAUACUUUCAGAUCAAUGGCCUGGAUCCGCUGCGCGACGAAGCGUUGAUCUACGAGAAGAUCUUACGAGAAGAUAACAGGACAGAGACACGGAUAGACAUGUACCCAGGACUACCUCACGCUUUUUUCCUAAGUUUGCCGGGGUUGGAGUCAACUAAGCUGUACAGAGAGGACCAGGUGAAGGGGAUUGGGUGGUUAUUAGGGAGAGAUAAUAUCUAG
Molecule: messenger RNA, 486 nt
Organism: Exophiala viscosa
Lineage: Eukaryota; Fungi; Ascomycota; Eurotiomycetes; Chaetothyriales; Herpotrichiellaceae
Product: Alpha/beta hydrolase fold-3
Exons: 1
Coding region: 1-486 (161 amino acids)
Molecular function (GO): hydrolase activity
Source: RefSeq, a predicted model, not a curated record